Canariomyces notabilis is the source of this 2199-nucleotide messenger RNA. RefSeq lists its product as uncharacterized. Gene Ontology annotation, molecular function: metal ion binding; RNA binding. Gene Ontology annotation, biological process: negative regulation of DNA-templated transcription. The transcript has 3 exons. Bases 1 to 2199 code for a protein of 732 amino acids. The record is from RefSeq and is a predicted model, not a curated record. Gene Ontology annotation, cellular component: nucleus. NCBI's taxonomy places the organism in Eukaryota, Fungi, Ascomycota, Sordariomycetes, Sordariales, Chaetomiaceae.
AUGGUUUCCGACGAGACGUACGAGAUCUGCCUACCCGUCCUACAGGAUCCGAACAUUGAAGAUGAGGACAAAACAGACAAGCUCGAGGAGCUGCUGAAAGAAAAGACAAAUUUGAGUGGGCAAGCCUUGGAGAAUGCUGUAUUAGAUGCAUUAUGGAGAUAUCGAGACGGAGGGGGGAGCGCAACCUCCCCACCACCGAUACGGCAGACCAUCCUGCGACGGCCCUCCCCGGCUUCCUGGCGGGGCUCCGGAACGCCUCUCUCGAGUUCGCCCCGGUUGGGCGUGAGUCCCCUUGCCCCGCCAGGUUUCGUGCCGCCCUUCGGUAGGGCUAUGUCGUCCACCGCUUCCCCUUUCGGCUCGCCUCGCCCGUCACCCAGGUUGGCGUUCGCCGCCCCUGUGCCGCACAGCCCGAAUCUCAACGCAUACCAGUUUGCCAACGACGAACCGUCGCAAGAGGUGUUUGGUGACUAUCAGUCUGAAAAUGUUGACUGGCUCGUGAAUGAUGAUGCUGUUAGCGUGACAUCUUCUGUUGGCGGAUCGAGCGGGUUGAACGUUAGCGCUCCGGAAUUCGUGUCGACGCAGCAGGCUGACAUGACGCCCUACGACAUGCUGCGAUCUAUCCUGGGACAGAGCAAGUCAGACGAGGAGAUCAGCGCUGCUUUGGCUAUGCAUGGGUACGACCUUGGUGCCACUGUGGCAGCCAUCAUGGACAACCAAGUGCAGGACAACCUCGCAUUGGCCGCCCAGGCUGAGGAAGCGCGGAUAGUGGUCGGAAGAGCAAUGACCCCUGAUGGACGCCCGGCAACCCCGGCAGAUCAACAAAAGAGUAGUAUCAUCUGCAAGUUUUACCUGUCCACGGGACAGUGUUUGCGCGCCGACUGCCGAUUCAGCCACGACUUGAGUAGUCACAUUUGCAAGUAUUGGGUUGCUGGCAACUGCCUCGCCGGCAGCACUUGCAUCUUCUCACAUGACCCAGCGCAUCUUGUCAACAGGCUCCAGAUCGACGGCUCCAGCACGCCGCCGACACAGCACGCAUCUGUCAACCUGCAGGAUUACAACAGCUUCCCAGCGCUCAAGCCGGGAACUCCGGAACAGCCGCCGGGCUUUGCUACAGGUUCCAACGUCCCUGCGGUCGGAAUAACCCCUCCACCAGGAUUCAAGUCCCAUCACGGCUAUACCGGAGACCGGCCUCGGUCUCGGCCAAGCAGCCGACAUCAACAGAAAGAAAAUACGCAAGCUGCCCCCUCGCCGGAUGAUGCAGACGCAUUUCCGUCAUUGGGUGCUGCUUCGGCUAAGCAGGGAAAGAGACAUCACGGCAAGAGGGGCGGCCAUGGUCACACCUCAAAGGAGAACUUUGUGCCCAAUACCCUGGCCGACAUUGUGAAGAUGUCUCCGUCUCCGACUCCGGCUGCGCAGCAGAACCGCAGGGUUGCGCGCAACGGCAGCUCGACCAGCAUUAGAAACGGCGAGAACAGCGCAGCCGCCCAGGCGAUUCCCCAACCGAAACACAUUCCAUGGCUCGAAACGGGUGACAAAGCCAAUAAAGCCUAUCUCAAGGCGCGCCAGGAGGCCAUCAAGCACGGUGGCCUCCGGAACAAGUUCCUGCAGAGUGCCGCUCAAGCAUGGAACCGCAACGACGCACGCGCGGCCAAGGCGCUCAGUUUGCGCGGGCAGGGUGAGAACGAGCUGAUGCGAAAGGCGCACCGUGAGGCGGCGCAGCUGCUGUACAAGGAACGCAACAAGGAUAACGCUAGCUGCCCGGAAAUCUACGUGGAUUUGCACGGGCUUCAUCCCGAGGAGGCAGUCGAAUACCUCGAAGGCAUCCUCAUGGAGAAUGUAAACGAGAGCAGGCCCAUAUACGCCAUCACGGGCACCGGUCAUCACAGCAAGAAUGGCAAGGACAAGGUGGGCAAAGCGGUUCGGAACUUCCUCAACGAGUGGCGAUAUGCCUACCGCGAGUUUUCGGUGCCCGGUGACAGGAACAGCACGGGGGGGAUUCUGGGCAUCGACGCACGCAGCUGGGACCGGUCGCUUUCGCGGGACGGGUCGACGUUGACCAAGAAGGACGAGGACAAGGAGGAGGUCGACAUCCUGUCACAGGGCGUCGAGAUUGGCGAAGGGAAGGUGAAACUGCUGGUGAGGGACACGUCGGUCUCGAAGGAGCCGCCCAAGGGUCCGUCCGGGGCCAGGGGCAGGUGA